Messenger RNA from Cordyceps fumosorosea ARSEF 2679, 3849 nucleotides. RefSeq names its product K liklik. The transcript has 3 exons. NCBI's taxonomy places the organism in Eukaryota, Fungi, Ascomycota, Sordariomycetes, Hypocreales, Cordycipitaceae. Gene Ontology annotation, biological process: nuclear division. Gene Ontology annotation, cellular component: cytoplasm; nucleus. The coding region runs from base 1 to 3849 and encodes 1282 amino acids. The record is from RefSeq and is a predicted model, not a curated record. Gene Ontology annotation, molecular function: mRNA binding.
AUGGCUUCUGUCGAGCCCGCGAACUCUGGUGAGCUCUCUGCCGCCCAGAAGCUCAUGCAGAAGCACGCCGAACACGUCCCCCACCCCGUUACCGUUGAGGACGUCCCCGAUGUCGACCUCCCCAAGCCUGUCAACGACGCUUCUGGUUCCUGGGCCGCCCCCAUGACUUCGAACACUGCCAGUAGGCAGAAAGAGAAUCAACCCUCGCUCGACACCCAAUCGCACGAGCUCUUCCCCGAGCUUGGUGCCCCCAAGGGCAAGGCUGCCAACGUCGCCCCUAUCUGGAGUGCCAAGAACGGUGCUCCCAAGCAGAACGGUGCCAACGGUGCUUCUCAUAGCGCCGCUGCUGCCGCUCCUGCUGCCGCUCCUACCUCUGCCAGCCAAGUCCCGCCCCCUGUCAUGUCCAUUCCCGGACGCAAGGUCGAGUCCGUUACGCUUGAGCCUCAGUUCAUCAUGGAACGGAGCAAGCUAAAGAGACCCAUCCCUGAAAUUCUUCGCGACUUGAACCGCAAGUCGCGUGCCAACAUUACCAUGUCUAGUGUUAGCAACGGUCGUGUCAGGUUUGACGCCACUGGUCCUCAGGAUGUAGCUCAACAGGCACUCAAGGAUCUGGUGGCUCUCAUUGGCCGACGAACCGUCAUUGAAGUCCCGAUUCCAUAUGCCGCUCGUGCUCACAUCAUUGGCAAGGGUGGCUCCGUCAUUAAGGCUCUGCAAGAGAAGACUGGCGCCAAGAUUCAGCUCCCCAAGGCAGACGAAAACCAGCAGCCCGACGACGACGAGGACGCCACCAUCAACGUUUCGGUUGAGGGCAAUGCGCUCUCUGCUGCUUCCGCUCGCAACGAGAUCCUCAAGAUUGCCAACGAGCGCUCCGCCGCUGCCCAGACCAAAGUCCGUGGUAUCCCCGCCGCUUUCUACCCCUUCCUCGCUGGUCCUGGCAACUCGCGCGCCCAAGCUCUCGAGGAGGCACACGGUGUUCAAAUCCGAGUCCCUCCCCACCAGCAUCUGAGCCGCGGACCUGCGCCCGUCCCAGCUGCCCCUGGCCAGCGUCCCAUCUUCCACCCCGCUGGCUCCGAUGACGAGCACAUCCAGCUCGCCGGUGAUCGCGCCGCCGUUCAGAACGUUCGCGCCGAACUCGAGAGACAGGUGGCUGAGCUUCACAAGCAGCUGGAAAUUGAACAGCUGUCUAUCCAGAGAGGUCGCCAGCAGUUCAUUAUUGGUAACCGUGGUAUCCCUAUGGAGGAUUUCUUCGCCGAUACUGGCUGCGCCAUCCUCCUUCCCGCUGAUGAUGAUGAGGACGAUCUCAUCACUAUUGUCGGGCCACGUGACCAGGUCCAAGUCGGCGCUGACAAGGCCAUGGAUCUUGCCAUGGGAAUGCAAAUGUCCAACAUUGAUCUCUCCAGAUUCCACCGCACUGCUCCCGGUGGUGCCGCUGCCCAUGCCACCAACAUCACGCGCUACCUUCGCCAGUGCCAAGAGAUCGCCCGACUUGAAAAAAUGUACAGUGCCCACAUCAACACGCCAUUCUCUCAGGACGGCGCUCUGCCUUGGGAGCUCUACUCGCGAGAUGGAAAGAACGCCAUCCGUGCGCAGUCCGAGAUCACUGGCAUCAUCAACGGCCACCCACCUUCUAGAAUGCAAAACGUCACUGUUGAUCCCUUCUUUCACCAGCAUCUGCGAGUCGAUGUUUCUCCCCGCCUGAAGCAGGAGCAUGGCGUGCAGCUGGUCGUUCCAGAAGCUAAUGACCCUAGCGGCUCCGUGCUCCUCGUCUUCGAAGGACCCAGCGGAGUUGAGAGCGGCUACCAGCCUCCUCGCGUAAAGCCCACCGACGCUGAGAUUGCUGAUUUCCAGAGGGGCCUCGCUGACGCACAGAGGUAUAUUCUCGACCUGAUCAACCAGCAGGAGAGUAUUGACAGUGUUGCUCUUGACGUUCCCGCCAAGUUCCACGAGAGGCUUCGCCGCUUCAUUAAGAAGGAGCAGGAGAACCGUGCUGCCGACAAGAUCCCCAUUCGUGUGACAAAGGUUGGCACUACUGUCACCCUGCGCGGUCCUAGUAGUGCGGUCAAAGCCCUUGCCGCCAAGGCUGCUGCAUUCGUCGAACAGGAGAAGCAGGACGACAAGGAACGUGGUUUCACCUUGUCGUUUGACUUUCCUCAGAAGUUUGCCAACCAUCUUAUCGGCAAGGGUGGUAGCAACAUCAAAGAGCUCCGUGACCGCUUUGAUGUCGAAAUUCAGGUACAAGACGGCAAAGUUGAGCUCAAAGGGCCCAAGGCCAAGGCUGAGACUGCCAAAUCCCAUAUCUUGAAUCUGGGCCGCACUCUAGCUGAUGAGACUACCCACACUCUCAAGAUUGAUCCCAAGUACCACCGUGAACUUAUUGGUAAUGCGGGUACUCAGAUCAGCCGCCUUCAGACACGGUACAAGGUUCUCAUCUUUUUCCCUCGCUCCGCCAAGAAUGCCUCCGAUGACCAGUCCAACCCUGACGCCGCCAGCGACGCCGGCAAGGGCCGUCGCCAGCAGGCUCCUGACGAGGUUAUCAUCCGCGGCCCCAAGAAGGGUGCUGACGAGGCCCGUGAUGAGAUCUUUUCUCUUCACAAGUACCUGGAAGAGCACUCUGUGACGGCUACUGUCGCUGUUCAGCAAAAGCAGGUUGGCUCCUUGAUCGGACAGGGCGGUGCCGCUCUCGACGAGCUGCGCCAGCUGACCGGUGCCCGCAUCGAUGUUCCUGCCGACCGUGAUACCGACACGGUUGAAAUUUCGAUCAAGGGUACUGCCUCACAGGUCGCGAAAGCCAAGAAGGCACUCGAGGAGAAGCGGGCCGUUUUCGACGACACCGUUGUCAAGACAAUCGAUGUUGAGAAGAAGCAUCAUCGCGCUCUAAUCGGAGCUAGUGGCUCUGCUCUGCGCGAGAUUGUCGUUGGCGCCGGUGGAUCUGACGAUCGCCGUUCUCUAGCCCGAGCCAUCCAGUUCCCAAAGCAGGAGGCUGAUGGUAACACUAUCAAGGUUGAAGGCCGCACUGAUGUCGUCGACAAGAUCAUCAAGCGCAUCCAAGAAAUCGUGGCCGAGCGUGAAAGCCAGGUCACCGAUGUUAUUGAUGUGCCCAUCGAUCAGCACCGAACUCUGAUUGGCCGUGGUGGUGAAGCCAAGCGCCAGCUGGAGACAAAGCUCGGCGUCAGCAUCGAUGUCCCUCGGCAAGGCGACGGCAAGACUGGCGUCAAGAUCUCAGGACUUGCCGAGAACGUGUCCAAGGCCAAGGAACACAUUGCUAGCCUCCUCAAGUCGCAAGAAGGCGAGACCAUCCAGGUCCCCCGCAACGUGCACCACACCAUCUCCAACAGUGGCCAGUUUUUCCGUCAGCUUCGCAACAACCACCAGGUCACUGUUGACCAUGCUGGUGAGAAGCUGCCCAGCAAGCCUGAAUCGGGAGCCCGCGUGACUGGCGGAACUCUACCUUUGAUCACUGACGACGCCAAUUCUACGACGGACGCCCACUCCUGGCGCAUCGUUAAGACUUCCAGCGGCGAAGCUGGUGACAUCCCUUGGGUGCUCCGUGGCAAAACCGAAAACAUUGCCAAGGCCAAGGAGCUGAUUGAGAAGGCACUGGCCCAAGCUAAGAAGCAGGAUGCCACCGGCUACCUGGUGCUCCCUGACCCCAAGACGUACCGAUUUGUCAUUGGCCAGGGCGGUUCCAAGGUCAACUCGAUCCGCCAGCAAAGCAACUGCAAGAUUCAGGUGCCCCGCGACCAGGCCAAGGACGAGGCCAUUGAGAUUAUUGGAACUGAGGAAGGUGUUGAGAAGGCCAAGGAGCUGAUCCUCGCUGCCAUUAAGGAGGGCCAGAGCAACAGAGACUAG